Messenger RNA from Guyanagaster necrorhizus, 670 nucleotides. RefSeq lists its product as uncharacterized. Gene Ontology annotation, molecular function: racemase and epimerase activity, acting on carbohydrates and derivatives. Bases 28 to 459 code for a protein of 143 amino acids. Gene Ontology annotation, biological process: carbohydrate metabolic process. Lineage: Eukaryota; Fungi; Basidiomycota; Agaricomycetes; Agaricales; Physalacriaceae. The transcript is spliced from 6 exons. The record is from RefSeq and is a predicted model, not a curated record.
CACAGCCAUUUUGUGCCGAAUAUCACGAUGGGCGCGCCAAUCCUCUCAUGUGUGUCCAAGGGGGUCCCAGGAAUUUUCAUGGACUGCCAUAUGAUGGUUGCAGAACCAGAGAAGUGGGUUGACGACAUUGCGGACGCUGGUGGUGCGCUAUACUGUUUCCAUCUCGAGGCAACGACGGACCCUCUUUCGCUCAUCACAUCCAUUCGCAAACGCAGUAUGAAAGCGGGCGUUGCGAUCUCCCCGGAUACGCCAUCGACCGCUAUCACAGACGAGAUUGCAAAUGCGGCCGACAUGCUGCUCGUAAUGACUGUCUACCCAGGCCGCGGUGGGCAAAAAUUCCUCGAACGCUGCGUCCCCAAGGUUGCUGACCUUCGUGCUCGGUUCCCUGAGAAAGAUAUCGAGGUCGACGGCGGUGUCGGGCCAUCGACCGUCGAUGUUUGUGCCCAUGCAGAUAUAUAGGCAGCAACGUUAUCGUCGCCGGAACUGCCAUUUUCGGUGCCUCCGAUCCCGAGGGCGUCAUUGCACAGCUCAAAGCUGCGGUCAACACUGCACAGGCAGCAGCAGCAGCCAAGUCAUAGAAAGUUCAUUACAUCCGAGUACAUGAUCGUGAAGAAUAAAUUAUACAAAUAUAUACGUAUACGUGAGAUAAGGGUAUGGUCGUAGAACGCAC